Molecule: messenger RNA, 1159 nt
Organism: Salvia splendens (bonfire salvia)
Lineage: Eukaryota; Viridiplantae; Streptophyta; Magnoliopsida; Lamiales; Lamiaceae
Exons: 1
Coding region: 16-1014 (332 amino acids)
Source: RefSeq, a predicted model, not a curated record
CCCCAAUACUAAACAAUGGAGAUGGAGGUGAUGAUGCCUUCCCCCGCCCCCGACUUCAACUUCGACAGCGCCUCCACCACCCCUUUCAUGAGCGCCCCCUCCAGCCCCACCCGCAUCCCCUCCUCCUCCUUCUUCUACAGCGCCCCCACCAGCCCCACCGCCGCCAUCCCCUUCCUCUGGGAAUCCACCCCCGGCACCCCCAAAUCCACCUAUGAUCAAGACCUCGACGACGCCGACUUCGCCUUCGACUUCAGCGGCCACCUCUCCUCCGCCCCCUCCCUCCCCGCCGACGAGCUCUUCCACGCCGGCAAAAUCAAGCCCCUCAAACCCCCUCCCCGCCACCUCUACUCCCCUUCCAAAUCCUCCCCCAAAUCCCCACGCUCGCCGCGGAAGAACAUCUUCUCCCCCCGCCACAAAUCCAGAGACGAAAUCGACCCCUUCGCCGCCGCAAUCGAACACACCACUAAAGACGCCGCCGACAGAAGAGGAAGAGAUAGAAGCAGCAGAAACAAAGGCUCAUCGCGAUCGCUCUCCCCCUUCCGCGUCUCCGACCUCUUAUUCGAGCCAGAAAACGAAACCACGCAUCAUAAUCAAUCGAAAUCGAACAGCAGCAGCAGCAGCAGCAGCUCGGUGUUCUCGUCGUCGUUCUGGUACAAGAAGUGGAAGAUCAAAGACCUCUUGCUAUUCAGAAGCGCGUCGGAGAGCCGCGCCAAGGAUAAGGACAACAUGAAGCAGUACUCGCAGCUGAAGAAACCAACGAUGAUGAAUCGAAACGACGACGUAAAGAACUCCAGCUUCAGAUCGACGGAGAGCGUCGGCUCCGUCUCCAGCCGGAGAAGAACCGGGCCGCCGAUCUCCGCGCAUGAGCUGCAUUACACCGUCAACAGAGCCUUCUCCGAGGAGAUGCGGCGGCGGACGACGCUGCCGUACAAGCAGGGAUUGCUCGGCUGCUUGGGCUUCAAUCCGGUGCCGCCGGAGAUCUCCAAAGGCGCCGCUUCUAUGCCGCGCGUUUGAGAAAAACACGAUUUUCUUUUUAAUUUAUUUGUAGAGGAAUAAUACAUUUUAUUUUAAUUUUAUACGUAUGAUGAAAUGAAACAAUUCAAUUUGUACACGUAAUGUUUGUUUUACUUUUGGAAUUGAAAGCCAUCUUUCGGGACUA